AUGUUGUUCAAGCAAUUGCUCGCUUUCGGAGCUCUCGCCAACGGUCUGGCUACCCGUCAGGAGAAGCCAAUCUGGCUGACUCUCCCACCCACGCCAGACCUACCAGCACCCAUCACCCACAAAACAACCCACAUCAACAAUGUUUCUCUCUGGAUGCAGGAGUACAACAAGAAAGCGGAUGCUAUCCCUAUUGUUAUGGACCAUGGCGGUCUAGGUUACUCUGCAUACUUUGGAUCCGUCAUCUCCCGUCUUAUCAAGCACGGAUACUAUGUCAUUGCUGUUGAUCGCCGAGGCCACGGUCGUUCAACCUUCAACAAGAACGAUAUCUUCACUUAUGAAGGGUUCGCUCAAGAUACGAACGAUCUGCUGAAGAGCCAUGGCAUCUCCGAGUACAACGUCGUUGGCUGGUCCGAUGGUGCCAUCACAACUCUCGCUGCACUCAUCGACCCUGUCAUGUCAGAACCCAUCAAGAAGGCUUUCAUCUUUGGAGGAUCAGCCAACCCCGAGCAGACCAACGCCACGUUCUCAAGUACAGAUAUCUUCUCGGAGUUUGUAUCUCGCUGCCGUACUGAGUACGCUGAACUACAGCCUCACGCCAACUUCACCCUCUUCGGCACCAAAGUUGCCACGAUGGAGGCUACACUUCCCCAGUUCACGGAUGAGCAGCUUGGAUCUAUCGAUGGACCGAGGGUUAUCAUUGUUGGGGCUGAGCAUGAGGAGGCUGUGAAUAGAGAUGUGCCGGAGAAGUUGCACAAGGCUAUCAAUGGGAGCCACGUCGAGAUUUUGACUGGGGUGAGUCACUUUGCGCCGCUUCAGGAUCCUGAUCAGUUCACCAAGGCUAUCGAGGAAUGGUUUGAAGCACCAAUCCCUUGA
This is a messenger RNA of Fusarium proliferatum ET1, 873 nucleotides long. Its product is annotated as putative alpha/beta fold family hydrolase. Bases 1 to 873 code for a protein of 290 amino acids. The record is from RefSeq and is a predicted model, not a curated record. NCBI's taxonomy places the organism in Eukaryota, Fungi, Ascomycota, Sordariomycetes, Hypocreales, Nectriaceae. The transcript has a single exon.